Messenger RNA from Helianthus annuus (common sunflower), 961 nucleotides. Its product is annotated as probable glutamate carboxypeptidase LAMP1. Lineage: Eukaryota; Viridiplantae; Streptophyta; Magnoliopsida; Asterales; Asteraceae. The record is from RefSeq and is a predicted model, not a curated record. The transcript has 7 exons. The coding region runs from base 1 to 888 and encodes 295 amino acids. Gene Ontology annotation, molecular function: carboxypeptidase activity.
AUGGCGGAAAGGGGAAAUAAUUGGUGCGGAGCUUUCGGACGGGUUUAUAUGGGGAUGAAUUUAGAUUCAGGGGAGCUGCUGGUGGUUAAACAGGUUUCUGUUGUUGUAAAUAUGGCUUCGAAAGACAAAACACAGAAUUUCUCUCAUAGAAGACUUUCUUGCAUAGAUGGGAUAUACAAUUUCUCUCAUAGAACACUUUCUUGCAUAGAUGGGAAAAUAUACCGCAGAGAUAUAGUUGAAAACGCGUAUGACGCGGGUGUGAUGGGGGUGUUAAUAUACUCCGAUCGGAAGGAUUACGUUGGGGGCGGGGGCGGUACGAAGUGGUUUCCGGAUGACACGUGGUUGCCGCCGAGUGGUGUUCAGGUCGGGUCGGUGCUUAAUGGGGCAGGUGACCCGACAACACCGGGCUGGCCGAGUAGUAUGGAAGGGUGUGAGAGGUUGUCUGAGGAUGAGGUGGAACGGGCCGGUGACGUCCCGUUGAUUCCGUCGUUGCCGAUCUCCGGUGCCGACGGUGAGGAGAUUCUGAGGUGGAUUUGUGGGGAUCGGGGGGGUCCAGGGGUUGCAGAAUUCAGUUAUAAGGCAAAACAAGUCAUAAGCACAAUACAAAAUGUCAUUGGAAUAAUUGAAGGAACAGAAGAACCUGACAGAUUCGUUAUCUUAGGUAAUCACCGGGAUGCUUGGACAUUUGGAGCUGUUGAUCCCAACAGCGGCACUGCUGCCCUGCUUGAGGCUCACAUCCGCGAGUUGGAAGAAGAGGUGAAGAUACAUUUUGGAUUCAGAUGUGGAAAAACAAACCUUUGGACAAAAGUUGCAAAACUGGCCAAACCUCUCCUCAGGGACGUAAAUGUCAUUGUACUCUUUCUUUUAUUUGUAUUUGACAAUGUUUAAAAAUUUGGUAUGUGGUGGUUUUGUGUAUUUAUUCGCUAAUAUAAAUAGUACAAACACAUACAUAUGCUCUUUA